AUGUUAAAGGCGCAGUACGAGCAAGUGCCUUUGUUAGUUUUACACGUAAUUGUAUUCACUUUGAUCAUAUUCUGUCUAAACGCGUUCUUAAUUUCAAGAACGUUCAAGAAAGAGUUCCUCUCAACCUAUAACGCCCAGCAGGCAUCAUCUCAACUGAAGAAGGUACUUCAAGGCCUACCUGAAGGAGUCACCAUCAUGGAUGAGCAAGGAGGUGAACUCAAGUUCCUCAACAAGAAACUUAAGCAGACCUUUGAUGUGGCUUCAUUCCACCAAACCAGCAAAGAGAAUAGAGAGUUGGCUAAAGCUCAGGAGGCAAUUCAAAAGUCGUUAGAUAAAAUAUAUUCCAGAGUCACCUCUGAUUCCUUGGGUCCUGGUGACUCAUUCAUUUUUACAAAUGAUAUCCUGAGUAAUUUCGUGGUACAGACUAAGACCAGCAGAGUUGAAGAAGGUAAAGGAGGUGACUCAGAUAUACAGAAAGAAGUUCUUGAAGAAAUAGGGUUGAAUCAUUUUUUGAGAGACGAAAGAGAACACUGACUUUGCUCAGAAGACAAUGAAAGAAGAAUCAAAGUUUCUAUUUUAUAUAAGAAUGUAUAUGUUUUAAGGGAUGUAGAGAUCUUACAAAGAGACUUUAUUGUUGUUACAUCUAAAAUAAAUGUAAUGGGAAAUCGAGAUAUUAAGCCAACUUUUCUCCAAAUGUUCAUUGACACGACUCAAAUCACACAAUUAGAAAAAGCAAAAGCCCAAAGCAAAUAUCAGAGACAAAUGCUCUCAAACGUAUCACAUGAGUUCAGAACGCCUCUCAACGCAAUGUCGUUAUCACUAUACCUGAUGAAAGACCAUAUCAACGGUGUGUUACUUAAAUAUCACCAGAUCGCCUCAUCAUCAUGAGACAUCCUCAAAGGUCUGGUCGAAGACAUUCUGGACAUUUCAAAGAUCGAAGCCGGAGUCUUCGAAAUCCAGGAGUCAGAGUUCACAUUCAAACAGCUCUUCGAUGAAGUAAGCUCCAUCUUCGAGAUGCAGACUCGCAUGAAGCAAGUUGGCUUGCACUUCACAAUGGAGGAUGCCUUCUGUGAACUCAAAGUGAAGUCUGACAAAGAGAGGCUCAAGCAGAUCCUCCUGAACUUGUUGUCCAACUCUCUGAAGUUCACCGACGAGGGCUCCAUCAAUGUGGAGUUGAAGAUCCAACAGAUGAAAAAGCUCAGUGCGCAACAAAUCAAUUCAGGUGAUGAAGCGAAGCUGUCUUCAGUAGAAGCCUUUGACGAAAUGCCAGUGUGCAAUCUUCUUCUCGUAACUGAUAACUAUGAAUUCAAAUCACACAAAUCCAAGUUUGAUGAACCUGCAUUAGGUUUUUCAAGACAAGACAAGACCACUGGCAGAUUGAUGCAGAAAGAGGCUAACCAGUCAAUACCAUCUAAUUUCACAAAAGAACUCUGACUCGAACUGAGUGUCAGAGACACAGGCAUUGGGAUUCCUGAGGGAGACUUGCCAUCUCUGUUCAAACUCUUUGGUAAGACCAGUUCCAACCACAACCGGAACAAGACUGGGACUGGGCUCGGCCUGACUAUUUGCAAGAAGUUGUGUGAGAAACUAGGAGGGAAGAUAGUUCUGGAGUCAAAAGAAGGAGUUGGAACCAAGGUAACAUGCACGUUCAGAUGCUUCUAUUAA
This is a messenger RNA of Moneuplotes crassus, 1665 nucleotides long. NCBI's taxonomy places the organism in Eukaryota, Ciliophora, Spirotrichea, Euplotida, Euplotidae. The record is from the annotation of a GenBank genome assembly.